GUUUGAGGAGUUCAAGGUGUCCUUCCCAUCUUUAAUCAGUGGUCUUUCCACACGUGUUUUCUCAGGCAGUAAUCUGUCUGUAACGGGUAACUGAAACUCGGGGCUUAUCAAACCUUUGUAUUUUCUUAGCUAGUCAAAUUUACCAAACUAUAACCAUGCUAAAGUCUCUUUCCCAAGCGGUGAGUACUGCAGUUCGAAUUUCAACAACCACAAUGUUUUCGGCCCGAGCUCUCCAGCCUCUUACGAGAUCGACAUUAUGUUCUCCAAACUCGGGAACAGUCCGACCUUUCACCCGGUCUCUCUGGAUGAUGAGCCAAAACGGGGCAGCAUCGGGAUACAGACCAAAACUCUUCAGUUCAAAAGGAUUGAUUCCUGUGUCGUGUGGCUGUGGAUCACUACAUACAGAAGGUAAUAACUAGCUAAAUUAAGUAGCUACUCUUGUGAGUACGCUAGCUAACGUUGGCUAUAUUGCUAAAUAUGACAUUCCCUAAAAACACGCCACUUCUAUACAGCUAUAUUUACGCAGCAGGUUAGUAUAAUUAGGAUAAGGUUAGGAAAGGGGUUAGGGUUAGUGAAAAUGCUCUCCUAACCUGCUAAAUAUGCCUCCUCAACUUGGACUUGUUGAACAUAAUUAGCUAGCUGUAUGUAAAGCAAUGGAGGAAUAGCUGCGACCUGAAUGCAAAACAUGGACAACUUAUGUAACCGUUGUCAUGUAGCUGACAGGUUGGACGAAAUUGGCAACAGAAAUGUCACCAAUGCGUUUCACCCAAUGUGUGGAACAUUCGUGUGUACAUCUAUCCGUAGCUAGUCAUAUUCAUAGCUAGUUUAUUGUUUAUCAGGCAAGACUGCUUGUUCUACAGCAGUGCAAAAAGCAAAGCUGAUGACGAAACGAUCAGUAACUAUUGAAUGUGAUGUUAGCUGGCUAGCUAUCUUUGUGUCAUUCAAUGCACAUGUGACCAUGGAAAUGGAACGUGGGUGUAAUGUGUAAGGGUUGAUUAUCAUAAUCUAUGGGUCAGUAUAUAUGACUAGCAUGUAGCUAAUACUGACUUGUCUUCUGUUCUAAGAUCCAAUAUAAUUGCUCGGUUUCAGGAGACAAAGCCUUUGCAGAUUUCCUUUCGGAUGAAAUCAAAGAAGAGAAGAAGAUCCAGAAAAGCAAUACUCUUCCCAAGAUGUCUGGAGGGUGGGAGCUACAGCAAAACGGCACAGAAGCCAAACUCAUCAGGACAAUUUCUGGAGAAAAGUAAGACCAUCUCAAUAUUAGUUUAUGCCUGCCUGCUACACCAAGUAGAUUAGUAAAUUACCGGUACUGAUACAAUCACUGCAGACAUUUUAUUUGACCACAUUAAGUGUUAACCUAGAUGUUGUAUUAAUAAAUCCAUAACUGCACAAAAUUAACUCGGUUAACAUUAUUUGAAAGUAAUUUGAACUACAUUUUGUAUAAGCUGCUCUACAUUGUCUGACCCUUUGUCCUUUUACAGAGUGACCAUCACAUUCAACGUCAACAACAGUAUUCCCCCUAACUUUGAAGAGGAGGCUGAACAAGCACAGGCACAGAAGUCUGCAGAGAAUGAGGUAAACCUCUUUGUACUGUCUUUUCCAAAAUGGACACGCACUGCACUGAACGUGUUGCACUGUUACAUUGUUUAGGUUUUGAACCAUGUGUAUUUUGUUUCCUUAAAGCCAGAUAUUGUGUCAUCACCUAACUUCGUUGUCGAGGUGACGAAACAGGCGGCAAAACAUUCCUUGGUGUUUGACUGCCAUUAUCCUGAAGAUGAGGUAAGUUAUCCUACAAGUGUAUCAUCAUUGGCUUCAUGUAUAGUCCAGACCAAGUUCAAACAGAAGACAUCUUUAUCAACAUAAUUGGGAAGCAUGCCCCCUCAGUUGGUGAAUACUUAAGGCUUUAUUGCUUUGUUUCUUACCACAUUUAGUUAAUACGCAAUAUAUCUGACAAUGUUAGGCUAAAUUAAUUUUCCAGGCAAGCCAUGGUGAAGGGGAAGAGGAGAGUGAUAUUUUUGCCAUCCGUGAGGUCAGCUUCCAGCCUGAGGGAGAUGUAGAGUGGAAGGAGACCGCCUACACACUCAACACAGACUCUCUGGACUGGGUAAGUCCUGAAUCUUGGUCCAUCUGUCUGCAAAUGUAAAUAUCAUUACAGAUACUUCUGAGUGUCAAUGAUGACUUUGACUGCCUACAAUAUUAAAUAUUGGUCUUAAUGUAGCCUUGAUAGAAUUGUGACACUUUUUAGAAAGCAACAUGAGUUAUAACCAGGAAUUAUUAAGCGUAUUAGUCUCUAGACACCGCAAACCUACUCCCUCGACAGUUAAGGUGACUGGCUUAUAUUGCGUAUCACACUAAAGGAGUCACAGGUUAUCACAUGGUUGCGGUUUAAUUUUUGAAGUUCUCACUGGCCUUUCCUUUGUGGUUUACCUCAGGCCCUGUAUGACCAUCUCAUGGACUUCCUGGCUGACCGGGGGGUUGACAACACGUUUGCUGAUGAACUGAUCAAGCUGAGCACUGCCAUGGAACAUCACGAAUACAUCAAGUUCCUGGAGGACCUCAGUGGUUUUGUGAAAUGCAGUUAAUGUAUAGAUAGAAUAGAUUCAACAAGCUAAGUAUAAAUAGAUUCAACAAGCCAAACUAAUUUCAGUAAGACACCAUCCCCCUCUAGAUUGAAAAUGCAAACAAAUGGAAAGUGUUUAAUUUUGAGGGAAAGUAUAGGCAGUGAUUGAAGUCAUUGCCCAGUUUGGGCACGUCAGUUAUCAUUGAGACUGUUGUAUGUGAAGUUUCUGCCGCUUUGAACAAUAAUUUAAUAUUGAACUACUGCUUUCCUGCAAAUGUGUCAGUGUUGUAAAUGCUUCUAUGUCUGAAAAUAACGUUAAUAUAUGAAGGCUGUCAGUGUCAUUUGUCAACAUUAUGGAAGAAUGUCACUGUAUGACAAAAUAAAAUGUUUCAUGAGUG
This is a messenger RNA of Coregonus sp. 'balchen', 2955 nucleotides long. Lineage: Eukaryota; Metazoa; Chordata; Actinopteri; Salmoniformes; Salmonidae. The record is from the annotation of a GenBank genome assembly.